AUGUCCGAUCAGGAAGACCUCAACAAAAUGGUGGGCCACUGGAAUGCAUCAGAGAACUACCAGCUGAACCCGGCCAGUGUGAUAGUGUCGGUGGUGUUCUCGCUCAUCUUCCUACUCGGCACCGUCGGGAACAGCCUGGUGCUGGCAGUGCUCCUCCGGAACGGGCAGAUGGGGUACAACACCACCAACCUGUUCAUCCUCAACCUCAGCGUGGCCGACUUCUUCUUCAUCAUCUUCUGCGUGCCUUUCCAGGCCACAAUCUACUCCCUGGAGGGCUGGGUGUUCGGCUCCUUCAUGUGCAAGGUGGUCCACUUCUUCAUCAAUCUCACCAUGUACGCCAGCAGCUUCACGCUCGCCGCUGUCUCCGUUGACAGGUACCUGGCCAUUCGCUACCCUCUGCGCUCCAGAGAGCUGAGAACGCCAUGUAAUGCGGUGGUCGCCAUGGUGGUCAUCUGGGGCCUCUCCCUGAUCUUCGCAGGACCCUACUUGAGCUACUACGACCUCAUCGAUUUCGCCAACGGCAACGUGUGUGUGCCUGGUUGGGAGGAGUACAACCGCAAAGUGCUGGACACCUGCACCUUUGUGUUUGGGUACGUGAUCCCGGUGCUCAUCGUCAGCCUCUCCUACACCAGGACCAUCAAGUACCUGUGGACAGCAGUGGACCCCCUGGAUGGCAUGUCGGAGUCCAAGCGGGCCAAGCGCAAGGUCACCAAGAUGAUUAUCAUCGUCACCGUGCUCUUCUGUAUCUGCUGGCUUCCCUACCACGUGGUGAUCCUGUGCUACCUGUACGGAGACUUCCCCUUCAACCAGACCACCUACGCCUUCAGGCUGCUCUCCCACUGCAUGGCCUACACCAACUCCUGCCUCAACCCCAUCGUCUACGCCCUGGUGUCCAAGCACUUCCGCAAGGGAUUCAAGAAGGUGUUCAGCUGCAUCCUGAGCAAGAACGGCAGGAACAAGGUACACGUGGUGCACGUGGCCAACACCGUGCCCGGGUUCGAGGCCGGCUCGACGGAGGUGUCGCACAUGAACGAGGAGAACGCGCGUCACAACGGCUGUGAAAUGGGGACCCGUCCCCUUACGGCUCCGCAGGACGCCAUGGUGACCGUUUCGUCACCUUUCCAGAAGAGGUCGUGA
Messenger RNA from Megalops cyprinoides (Indo-Pacific tarpon), 1137 nucleotides. RefSeq names its product galanin receptor 2b (gene galr2b). Gene Ontology annotation, cellular component: membrane. Gene Ontology annotation, molecular function: G protein-coupled receptor activity. The transcript has 2 exons. Lineage: Eukaryota; Metazoa; Chordata; Actinopteri; Elopiformes; Megalopidae. The record is from RefSeq and is a predicted model, not a curated record. Gene Ontology annotation, biological process: G protein-coupled receptor signaling pathway. Bases 1 to 1137 code for a protein of 378 amino acids.